CAGGGCAAGGCGGGCAAUGCCGCUCAAUACAUAACGCGUACGCAAGCAGUCCGAAAGCUUCAACUGCGGUUAUCAGAGUUCAGGCGCUUGUGCAUCUUAAAGGGCGUUCACCCCCGCGAGCCUAAAAAGAAACCAAAGGGAGCUAACAAGACCUAUUACCAUGCAAAGGACAUUAACUGGCUUGCUCAUGAGCCGCUCCUUAACACUUUCAGGAAUAUUAAGGCCCAUGAGAAGAAAGUGCGCAAGGCGCGCGCCAAGCAAAAUGCGGACUUAGCGAAGCGUCUUAUGCAUCUGAAACCCACGUACCGACUAGAUCAUCUGGUGAAGGAAAGGUAUCCAUCUUUCGUGGAUGCGCUUCGAGAUCUGGACGAUGCCCUUACCAUGGUGCACUUGUUCGCAACCCUGCCCGCCGAGAGCAAGUACGACAUCCCACCCAAGGCAGUUCACACGUCACGCCGCUUGGCCCUGGAGUGGCAAGCGUAUAUUGUCCGCAGCGGUUCCCUUCGGCGCGUCUUCGUCAGCGUCAAGGGUUACUAUUUCCAGGCGGAGGUGCUGGGGCAGAGCGUCACCUGGCUGGUGCCGCAUGCGCUGUCGCAGGUAUUGCCUACGGACGUGGACUACAAGGUGAUGCUCACCUUCUUGGAGUUUUACAAUACAUUGCUGCAGUUCGUCAAUUUCAAGCUCUACCACGUCCUUGGGCUGCGCUACCCACCUCUCCUGGAUCCCCGGCUGGAGGAGGCAGCUGCGGAGCUGGCCGGAAUCAUGAAGGCUAAAGCUGCGACGGAAGCCAAUGGCGACGCUGCACCUGCGGUCGAUGACGCCAAGAUGCGCGCGCGCAUUGAGAGCCUUCAGUCGCGGUUGCGGGAAAUUGUCGGAGUGGAGGAGAAGGACGAAGGCGAGGAAGGCGCGGAGCCCGAAGACAAGGAUGAGGAGGACAGCGAGGCAGACGACGAUGGCGAUGACGCGCCGGUCCUCGACUCGGGCACUCUGGGUCCUUCUGUGGACCCCAAUGAUGAGGGGUCCGUGUGCCGGAACCUGUUCCGCGGACUGGUGUUCUUCCUUGGCCGAGAAGUGCCCCGCGAACCGCUCAUGCUUAUCAUCCGGUCAUUCGGUGGCGUAGCGGCUUGGGACGGGGAAGGGUCGCCCCACAGCGAGAUGAGCGAGGAGGUGACACAUCAGGUUGUUGACCGACCUCGCCAGGGCCACCGGUUCCUGUCUCGGGAGUAUGUCCAGCCGCAGUGGGUGUUUGACAGUGCAAACUUCCGAGUACUAAUGGCAACAGACUUGUACGCGCCAGGGCUGGUGCCACCACCUCACUUGUCGCCGUUUGUGGGGGAGGGCGACGACGAUGGUUAUACACCGGAUUUUGCUAAGACAGUGCGGAGGCUGCAGGUAAGAGCUGUUUCUGGGUGA
Volvox carteri f. nagariensis is the source of this 1413-nucleotide messenger RNA. RefSeq lists its product as uncharacterized. Gene Ontology annotation, cellular component: PeBoW complex; nucleolus. The record is from RefSeq and is a predicted model, not a curated record. The annotation marks the transcript as partial. Gene Ontology annotation, biological process: maturation of LSU-rRNA from tricistronic rRNA transcript (SSU-rRNA, 5.8S rRNA, LSU-rRNA); ribosome biogenesis. Gene Ontology annotation, molecular function: RNA binding. NCBI's taxonomy places the organism in Eukaryota, Viridiplantae, Chlorophyta, Chlorophyceae, Chlamydomonadales, Volvocaceae. The transcript is spliced from 10 exons.